AUGGACGAGAUGGAUGAGAAGAACGUCAACGCGGUGGCCAAGAGCCCAGAAAGCCAGAGUGACGGCGAAAAUCCAGAUAUCGACUGGACGCCGGAGGAAGAGCGUCGGCUGGUGCGAAAAAUCGAUUUCAUUAUCAUGCCGUUGUUGAUCCUCGCUUUCUUUGCCCUGCAGCUCGACCGUGGCAACAUUGGCAAUGCCUUGACGGAUUACUUUCUUAAGGAUAUUGGAAUUACUCAGAACCAGUUCAAUGUUGGCCAGCAGUUGUUAUCUGCAGGGAUCGUCAUUCUGGAAAUACCUAGUAAUCUAGUUCUGUACCGCAUUGGACCGACGCUCUGGAUUGGAGGUCAGAUUGUGGCCUGGGGAUUGGUUGCGACUUUUCAAGCAUUUCAAAAAGGGCUAGGAGCAUACAUGGCAACUCGCAUUCUCCUUGGCCUUUGCGAGGCAGGUUUCAUUCCUGCAGCUCUCUUCACUAUGACGAGAUGGUAUAAGAGGGACGAAACGAGCAAGAGGUUCUCGUGGUUCUUCAUUGGCAACAUGCUAGCUGCCGCCUGUUCAGGCCUCAUAGCGUACGGAAUUCUGCACAUGAGAGGUAUCGCGGGACUUGCUGGGUGGCAAUGGCUCUUCAUUCUUGAGGGAAUUUUCACAAUUUUAGUCGGAAUCGCCUUUUUCGUUUGCUUUCCCAACCAAGUCAACAACCCAGUUUCGAUGCUUGGCUUUCGCUAUUUCUCCGAGCGAGAAGCCGAAAUCUUACACAGGAGAGUCAUGAUCGACGACCCUUCCAAGGCUCACUCGAAGCGCUCAGUGAGCUGGCCAGAGCUGAAAUCUGCGUUGACGAAUUGGAGACUUGUUCCACACGUUAUUUUCACUAUCGCUGCUCUGGCGCCAUCUUCGACUCUGUCGUCUUAUGCGCCGUCUCUUGUGAACUCUAUGGGAUUUGAGAGAUUGGAAUCCAAUGCCAUGGUUUCAGUUGGCGCUUGGCUCUUGAUACCAAUCAACCUCUUAUGGGGAUUUCUUGCCGAUAAAACGGGAGUUCGUGGUCCAUGGGUGUUUCUAGGCCUGUUGACAUUCUGGGGCUUCAAUCUUGGCAACUUCCUGCUCAUUGACGCCGGCCGCAAUUCGAGAUUUGCCAUGUUGACCCUAUCAACAGCGUUCUCGUUUCCUUGGCACCCUGUCAACGGCGCUUGGGUCUCUGCCAAUGCCAAAUCCGCCGGUGAGCGUUCUAUCACCAUGGCUAUCCUCAUCAUGGCUGCCAACUGUUCAGGCAUUGUUGGCAAGCAGCUUUUUAGAGAAGAGGAUGCACCAAAGUAUCGUAACGGAUGGACCGUUAUAACAGGCCUCACUACUGCCGCCGCAGCUUGUGGUAUUUGGGCCAAUGCCCAGUACUAUAUUCUCAACAAACGAAAACUGAAUCGAACAGGACUCUCUUAUCAGUACUAA
Molecule: messenger RNA, 1437 nt
Organism: Colletotrichum phormii
Lineage: Eukaryota; Fungi; Ascomycota; Sordariomycetes; Glomerellales; Glomerellaceae
Product: alternative sulfate transporter
Exons: 12
Coding region: 1-1437 (478 amino acids)
Biological process (GO): transmembrane transport
Cellular component (GO): membrane
Molecular function (GO): transmembrane transporter activity
Source: RefSeq, a predicted model, not a curated record